Leptinotarsa decemlineata (Colorado potato beetle) is the source of this 1378-nucleotide messenger RNA. RefSeq lists its product as uncharacterized. The record is from RefSeq and is a predicted model, not a curated record. NCBI's taxonomy places the organism in Eukaryota, Metazoa, Arthropoda, Insecta, Coleoptera, Chrysomelidae. Gene Ontology annotation, molecular function: zinc ion binding; nucleic acid binding.
CGCAAUCGUUGCAAGACGGGCAAUCAGAAGGAGGGACAGUGAGAAGGAAUCUGAUGAUGAUGCAGAAAAAAAAGAAAAGAACGAAGACGAAGAAGUAGAUAAAGAAGAUGGUGACAAAGAUGGCGAAAAGAGUCCCACAAAAGAUAAAGAUGCUGCCGAUAAGGAUGACAAGUCUGAGAGUGGAGACGAGAAGAAGAAAAAGAGAACUUUCAUCAAGCUGCAUUGCCCUCAAUGUUCGGUGAAGGCGAUCACUUUCAGAAAAUACGAAAUCCAUCUUCAGAGCAAGACUCACUUGUUCGCCAUGCGGAAGGUCGCUUUGAAACAAAAGGGUAUUCUGGCUCAGAUGAGGCAGGCCCAGAGGAAUACUCAAAACGAACUUGAGAAGAGUAGUGAUGAAUUGUCCACCAAAACCAAUUUCUGUCCACUCUGCAAGCUAAAUUACAAACAGAAGAAGGCUGUGCAUCAACUUUCGGAAGCUCACAAGAAUAUGAAGAAGUUUUUGAUGCCGUACUGCAAAGUGUGUAAUAUUACAUUCAAGAGCCCCAUGAUUUUCGAGAACCAUCUGUGCUCCAUCGACCACAUGAAGCGCAAGCAAAGAAUGGAAAACAGCAGUGAUGUAUCUGCCGAGGAAGAUAACUUGGAAAAUUUCACAACCAUUGAUUCUGUUGGUGAUGUUGAUGGUGAAGGAGGUUCUGAAAAUGAAGAGAAAAAAGAAGACGUGAAAGAACCCGUCAAUGUGGGCAUUGAAAAGAUUCGUAAAAUCGAAGCAUACUAUUGCGAUCUCUGCAAAAUGUAUCUACAGCGAGGUGAAGAAUCCGAGAUGUCCACCAUUCUGUCGAAGCACUGCAAGAUCAGGGUUCACAUGCAGAGAUAUGUCAGAAUGAAGGAACGGCAAGAUCUCGAAAAGCGCGCCGAAAAGUUGCAGCGUAAAGAAACUGCGGAGAGGGAAGAUAAGGACAAGAAAGACGACAAGGAGAACGAAUCAAUAGAAGACGCAGAAGCAAAAGAUAAGAAAGGUUCCGAUUGUUCCGCUAAGAUAAACGAUGAUGAAGAAAUGAAGGAUGACAAACUGUGGGCGGACGUGGAUAAAGACUUGGGGGAUAUCCUCGCAGAAGCAGAGUCUGGCAAUAAGAGUUCAGACGAGGAUGACGACUCUCAUAUCAACGGGGAGCGGUACGAUAGGUUCAAGUUGAGCGAGAAAAAUGGGGACGAGAAAUUGAUGGGCGCUGAUGAGGAGAGUAUUUUGGAUGACAAGCUGGUCAUUAAGGAAACUGAAGAGAAAUAAUUUUUGUUCCAGUAUGUUUUGAUUAAUGUUGUGAAUGGAUACUGAAUAAUAAUAUUGAACAUAAUUAGAAAGUAAUACAUUUUUUAUUUUGAA